This is a messenger RNA of Arachis stenosperma, 1795 nucleotides long. RefSeq names its product SNF1-related protein kinase regulatory subunit gamma-1-like. Bases 1 to 1536 code for a protein of 511 amino acids. Lineage: Eukaryota; Viridiplantae; Streptophyta; Magnoliopsida; Fabales; Fabaceae. The transcript has 7 exons. The record is from RefSeq and is a predicted model, not a curated record.
AUGACUGGUUUCCAAGUCUUUACCGAAUGCGGGUUCGCUCCUAGAGAAAUUCCGAGAUACCUAACAGGUAAAACAGCUUGCUUGUACUCUAGGAGGCCACACACCUGCUCCACCCACUCCUGUUCACAGUUAAUUGAGAUCAGAUUCGACUUAUCAAAGUUGAUGCUCAACUCGACAUUAGCUCAAGACAGUGCAACAACCUCUUAUAAUUCACAAUUGUCUGUCUCCGGAAGACAAAACAAGAUAGAGUCAUCCAGUAAUCUUGGCCCCUUAAAUGGCGGUGAUUGGAAGCGUGAGAGUGGAAUAUGCAAAAUGCAAUCAAGGCGAAUAUCAGAGGUGUUGAGCCUGUCGGAAAACGAGCACACUGCUAGUUGCUCAUUCCUCAACAAGAGUGGUGAGCGGAAACAACAUGAUUCAGCCUCAGCACUCCAACAAUUUCUUGAUCGCGUACCCGUUGGCUCUAUAUCCGGCAUAACAGAUUCACAUGUUUUGGAAGUGAAAGCUGAAAACACUCUAAAAGACGCGAUUCAUAUGCUGUACGAAAAGGACGUGUUGGGUGCAGUCAUUGUGGAUGAUCAUGUAUUACAAUCAGAGGGCUGCUCUACCAUGAGAUUCUCUGAUCGCUUCAUCGGUUUCAUUGAUUUCCCAAGCAUGGUUCUCUGGUGUCUCCGGGAAUACGACAAGAAGAUGAUGGAAAAUCCCACGCAAAAGGAUAUAAAGAGCGGUGGGUUUUUCUCCAUCAUUCUAGAGCAAAUUCAUGAGAUUGGUCAAACCAAGAUUGGCGAGUUGGCCAAGUCAUUCCUAUGGAAACCAUAUUUCCCAGUGCGCAUGGAUGACUCCGUUAUGCACGCGCUGCUGCUUCUUUCGAAACAUCGCCUCCAUGUUUUACCAGUCAUUCAGCAAAAGCAUUUUGAUCCUACACUCAUCGCUCUUGUUACACAGAAUGCUCUAGUCCAAUUUCUUCUUCAAUCGAGUGGACUACAGUGGUUCGAUAGCAUUGCAGAUAACAAGUUUUCAGAUUUGCGAGUUGAAGAUCAAGAACCUCCUAUUUGUGUAUAUGGGAACCAAACUGUUGCAGAUGCUUUCAAGUUGCUAUGGGAGAACCAUAAUACUUGUGCAGUUGCAGUUGUAGAUCAACAAACUAAGAAGAUUAUGGGUAAUGUGAGGAACAGUGACGUUUAUCAUCUCCUGAAGAGUGAUGAAAUCCUCAAAAAUAGAACGGUUUUAACUUUGAAAGAAUUCAUUCACAUGGAGAGUGAAGCAAGAAUGGAACCAGCAGUAACCAACAGGGAAAACGAAACAAUGAAGCAAAUAAUGGAGCACAUGAUUGAGAGGAACAGCAGUUUCAGCUUUCUCGUGAAUGAGAAGGAACAAGUCGCAGGUUUAGUGACGCUGAGAGACAUUAUUUUGCAGUUUGCACCACCGUGCGUGGAUUCUAGCAUUGGUGGAGGUGGUUUCUUCGAAUUGGCGUUGGAACAGAGUGGUUGUUGUGUUAAAAAUGGAACUAUUGUUCCUAAUUCAAGUAAUACUAAUUGACGACGCAAUAUGCCAAUAAUGCCCCCACUUGCCUCCCUCGCCAAACGGAACCUUUUUUUUAUGAGCAAUGCUAAGGGGCCAGCAAUUUUUGUGAUUGUUAGCCAUCAAUUAGCCAUCAAUGAUGAUUUGAUGGUGUGAGAUUGGUGUGAGAUUGGUGUGAGAUUUCAUCCAAUGGCUCACCUUCCUCUGCUGGUUACAUGCUGGCCAAAAUUCAACAAAACUGCUGGUCUUCUAGACUUUUCCUUUUUUUAUUAUUGUA